This is a messenger RNA of Manihot esculenta (cassava), 2135 nucleotides long. RefSeq names its product cation/calcium exchanger 1. Gene Ontology annotation, cellular component: membrane. The coding region runs from base 160 to 1932 and encodes 590 amino acids. The record is from RefSeq and is a predicted model, not a curated record. Gene Ontology annotation, molecular function: monoatomic cation transmembrane transporter activity. Gene Ontology annotation, biological process: transmembrane transport; monoatomic cation transport. The transcript has a single exon. NCBI's taxonomy places the organism in Eukaryota, Viridiplantae, Streptophyta, Magnoliopsida, Malpighiales, Euphorbiaceae.
UUUGUACCCUCUUUCUUAAAACUCCUAUUCAAUAGAUAUCAUCCGUUAAAACCCAAACCAAAACAUUAUCAACUGCUGGCCAGAAGUCCCUCAAAUAUAUGAACUUCACUUCUCAAUCUACGCACUCCUAACUCUCCUUCUCUACAAGCUUCGUUUUGAAUGGCAAGCUACACCACCAAAUCUCAGCCCAAGAAACUCACUCUUUUCCUUAACACCUCCUUCAUUUUCCUCUUCAUUUUCUACGUCACAAUCUCAUAUUUUCUUGUGCAAUCUAACCAUGAAGCAGACACAAGCCGUUCCUUAACAGUUCAAGAAUUGAUAAAGAGCAACAGCUGCACUGAACUUCAUGAGCACACAGAUUCCAAAUCCAAGUGUAUGUUUCUCAAGUCUCAUAGUGGGUGCAGGCCCAAGGGAUACAUAAACUAUCUCCAAAUCUUUUAUUGCACUUGCGGUCAACUUCCUGUGCUUGGUCAUGCUAUUUUAUUACUAUGGCUUGCUGUUUUAUUCUAUCUGUUAGGUAAUACAGCUGCAGAAUAUUUCUGCUCCUCCUUAGAGAACUUGUCCAAAAUCUUGAAGCUUUCUCCAACAAUUGCUGGUGUCACCCUUCUUUCUCUUGGGAAUGGUGCUCCUGAUGUUUUUGCUAGUAUUGUUUCCUUCACUAAGUCUAGCAAUGCUGGUGUUGGCCUAAAUAGUGUUUUGGGUGGGGCAUUUUUUGUGUCCAGUGCUGUGGUUGGUGUUAUAAGUACACUAGUAAAUUCUCAAGAUAUUUCAGUUGAUAAAUCUAGCUUCAUUAGAGAUGUCUCCUUCUUUCUUUUGUCUGUUUUUUCUCUUCUUUUUAUCCUUGUUGUAGGAAAAAUCACCUUAUGGGCUGCCAUUUCUUUCCUAUCUAUUUACUUCUUCUAUGUUUGUGUGGUUUGCUGUAUGCACUUUCUCUUUAGAAAACAAGAGAAAGUGAACCCAUUAACCAAUUCUUCGUCUUCAAAAAAAUUCAUCAGUAAUAGCCAUGGGGAAGUUGUGGAGAUGGGGGUUCCAUUACUUGGUUAUGUUGACGAUGAAAAGCCCAUUUUGGUAGAAAAAACCAGCCUUCAAGGUGAGAAAGAAACAAUGUGCUUCGGUCUUGAUUCAUCUUUUUCUUGGAUUUUAUAUGUUGUGGAGCUUCCUUUGUACUUGCCAAGAAGAUUGACCAUACCUGUUGCUAAUGAGGAGAGAUGGUCAAAGCCCUAUGCAGUUCUAUCUGUGACAUUGGCACCAAUUCUAUUGGCAGAACUAUGUGACACACAAAGGGAAAAAAAAUUGGUUUCCAGAAGCAGCCUUGUGAUCUUCAUGACUGCUGGUUUCACAGGUCUGCUGCUUGGGAGUCUAGCAUUUGUCACCACUAAGAAAUCUAGUCCACCAAACAAGUGCCUCUUCCUUUGGCUGGUUGCUGGGUUUGUGAUGAGCAUAGCAUGGACUUAUAUUAUAGCUGAGGAGCUGGUCUCUCUGUUGGUUUCUUUAGGAUAUAUAUUUGGGAUUAACCCUUCAGUUCUUGGACUCACUGUCCUGGCCUGGGGCAACUCACUUGGAGAUUUGAUAGCCAAUGUGGCUAUGGCAGUAAAUGGUGGGGCAGAUGGUGCUCAAGUUGCUAUUUCAGGCUGCUAUGCUGGUCCAAUGUUUAAUACAUUGAUGGGAUUGGGCUUGUCAUUUGUUAUUUCAUCAUGGUCCAAAUACCCAUCUUAUUUUGUGAUCCCUAAGGAUCCAACUCUCUAUGAGACUUUAGGUUUUUUGAUGGCAGGCUUGCUCUGGGCCCUUGUGAUUUUGCCCAGAAAAAACAUGAGGCUAGAUAAAUCUCUUGGUGUUGGCCUCUUAGCUAUUUAUUUCUGCUUUCUGUCACUAAGGCUGGCCAGGGCUCUUGGUGUUUUGAAACUUCAUGGGAUUUCUUUAUUCAAUAUCUAGGACAUGGGUUCUUUUGGAAACACAUUCAGCCUUGUAUUUUAUUUAUGAUACAUGGUAUUGUAAGAGUCUAAUGAUAUCAAGUUGUCCAUUUUCUACCAGAAUUUUAAUUUUUAAAUUAAUUUUGCAUGAUGAAUAAAUAAUAACUGAUGUUCUGAAAUCUAGAAAAUAAGGUUUACAGUGGUUGUUAAAGUUUGGUUAGAGAA